AUGUGGUACAAUCGCUUAAGUGAAUACUUGUUGAGUAAAGGUUACGUCAACAAUGCGAUUUGUCCAUGCGUGUUCAUAAAGAAAUCCUCAACGGGUUUUGUGAUCAUUGCUGUGUAUGUUGAUGACCUGAACAUGAUUGGAACUCAAAAGGAGAUUGAUGAUGCAAGAACUCAUAUGAAAGAUGAGUUUGAAAUGAAAGAUCUUGGAAAGACAAAGUUUUGUCUUGGGCUCCAGAUAGAGCAUUUCCAAGAUGGAAUAUUUUUGCAUCAAUCAAAUUACACCAAAAGGGUAUUAAAGCGCUUUUAUAUGGAUAAAGCGACUCCUUUGAGUAGUCCAAUGGUCAAUAGAUCGCUUGAUGUUAACAAGGAUCCAUUUCGACCUAUUGAAGAUUCUGAAGAAAUGUUAGGUCCUGAAGUACCUUACAUGAGCGCCAUCGGGGCACUUAUGUAUCUUGCAAAUUGCACUAGACCAGAUAUAGCUUUUGCUACUAAUCUGCUUGCAAGAUACAGCUCAUCGCCUACCAGAAGACAUUGGAACGGAAUAAAACAUAUAUUCCGUUAUCUUCAAGGUACGAUUGAGUUUGGAUUAUAUUAUUCAAGAAACCCCGAGGUUGGUUUAGUUGGUUUUGCAGAUGCUGGCUACUUGUCUGAUCCGCAUAAGCUCGAUCGCAAACCGGUUAUGUUUUCACAUACGGUGGAACCGCGAUCUCUGGCGUUCCCAAAAACAAACUUUGGUUGCAACGUCUUCAAAUUAUGCGGAAAUCAUUGCUCUCCAUGA
This is a messenger RNA of Microthlaspi erraticum, 777 nucleotides long. The record is from the annotation of a GenBank genome assembly. NCBI's taxonomy places the organism in Eukaryota, Viridiplantae, Streptophyta, Magnoliopsida, Brassicales, Brassicaceae.